AUGACCAGCAACAGGCUCCCAAAUCCAAAUCGAUAUAUCACCGAUAACGAUGUAGAUGGAAACUCCUUCUUUUCUACCGACUUACCUGCAUCUGUGGAAGUUGGUAGUGAACUUGGCGGCGGUCUCCAGAGGCUAGGUUACCAGACCGAGAAAUCUCCCGUCUCGCUCAGCAACAAAAAUGAUCUCGAGCGCUACAAAGCCGCCUUGCAGACCCAGGUCCCACUCGUCACGCCAGGCGGCGGUGCUAACGUGUGGUAUAACGAUAUUCCUCCCGACGCGGAAGGCCCGAUGCACCGCACCGUCAGCCUCGACAUUAUUAUCGUGCUCAUAGGCGAAGUCGAGCUCACUUUGUCUAACGAUGAGACCCGCACGAUCAAGCCAGGCGAUAUGGUGAUUCAACGAUCCACGUUACACAAGUGGCGUAACCCGAGCAAGACGGAAUGGGCUCGAGUGGUAGGGAUCAUUUCGGAAUGUCAGCCUUAA
Penicillium riverlandense is the source of this 483-nucleotide messenger RNA. Its product is annotated as cupin domain-containing protein. The coding region runs from base 1 to 483 and encodes 160 amino acids. The transcript has a single exon. Lineage: Eukaryota; Fungi; Ascomycota; Eurotiomycetes; Eurotiales; Aspergillaceae. The record is from RefSeq and is a predicted model, not a curated record.